AACUCCAUUCGGCACAACCUGUCUCUGCACACUCGUUUUAUCCGAGUGCAGAACGAGGGCACAGGCAAGAGUUCUUGGUGGAUGCUGAACCCUGAGGGUGGCAAGACGGGCAAGACACCCCGGCGCCGUGCUGUAUCUAUGGACAAUGCCAGUAAAUUUCUGCGCAUCAAGGGUAAGGCCAGCAAGAAGAAGCAGAUUCAGGCGGUUGGGCCUGAGCGGGGGCCCCACAGUCCACCAGGGGUCCCCCCACCUGCUACCAAGUGGUCAUCAAGCCCUGUCUCCCACGGCCCUGGCCCUGGCCCUGCUGGCAGUGAUGACUUCGAAGCUUGGGCUGAUUUCAGGGGCCGGCCCCCACCUCCACCCCCACCAGGGUUGGGCUCUCGAAUCUCCCCACUGCUGGCGGGCGGGGGGCAGCCAGAUGAGCUGGAAGAUGAGGAGGCAGCCCCUUCCUCUCCACUCAUGUACCCUAGCCCCUCCAGUGCCCUGUCACCAGCUCUAGGUGCCCGCUGCUCUGUAGAGCUGCCCCGGCUAACCGACCUGGCCGGGCCUCUCAGCCUCCAUGAGCCGGGCCUGGCCGACAGCCUCCUGGAUGAUCUCCGGGAUGGCUAUGGCCUGAGCCCACCCCCCCCACCGCCACCUGGUUUACGGGGCCGUGUUCCCCCAGCCCAUGGCUACGCCUUCAGUGCCAAGUGUGGGGGUGCAGCUGGUGGCAGCAGUGGCUUGGGGGGCUCCUACUGCGGGACGAUCUACAGCCAGCCUGCCUUGGGUCCACUGCGCCGCCUGCCCAUGCAGACGAUCCAAGAAAACAAGCAGGCGGCCUUCGCACCCUUCCGGCCGGGUCCUCUGCAGGGCCUGCUGGCCUCCCCCGCCGGGCCGCCCCCUCUGCCCCCGGCCAGGCCCCACAGAUCUGGCUCCCUCCUGGGCGGGGGCCCCGGGGAGCUGGGGCUCUCGGCAGCGGCGGUGUAUCCAGCCCACGGCCACCCCCCGCCCAGCCACAGUGCCUUAGCUCACCCCAUCAGCCUUAUGACGCUGCCUGGCGACGCCUGCGGUCUUGGAGGACUGGCCCACCCCGGCCAUCCGGCCCCCUACGGGAGCGGAGGUGGGCCGGCGGGCCCCGCAGGCCUGCUGGAGGCAGCGCUUCAGGGCCCUUACACAGCGGGCACCGGGGGUCACGUGCCGCUGGCCGGCCAGGACCGCUUCCCUGCUGACCUCGACCUCGACAUGUUCAGCGGGAGCCUCGAGUGUGACGUCGAGUCCAUCAUUCUCAAUGACUUCAUGGACAGCGAUGAGAUGGACUUCAACUUUGACUCGGCUUUGCCCCCACCACCCAGUGGCUUGGCCGUGGCCGCCCUGCCCAGUGGGCCCCCGCCCCCCAACCAGAGCUGGGUGCCGGGCUGAAGGAGGCCCCAGGGGGAAGGGGGGCUCCGGGACUCCUGCCUGCUCCUGGGGACCGUUCGGGAGCCAGCCCCUCCCUCCUGGGCCCCACAUCUCAUCACCUGGACUGCCACAGCUCCUGGAGGGGCUGGCCUGGGCCGGGCUGGGCUUGGGAGACCCCGUCUUGCUGCUGCCAUGGGGAGGAGAGGGGCCUAGCCCAGCUCCCCCAAGCUCCCCCGCACAUCCCUGGCGGGUCCCCCGUCUCCCUCCUGCUGCACAGCUCCCCCUCUCCCUGGCCCGACGAGGGAGCACCGGGUCCAAGCCCUAGCCGCCCAGACUCCUGGGUCCUAGAGAGCCAGACCACAAGGGGCCUGCAGGGAGGAGGGAAGGCCCGAGGCCCCAGCCGCCCCCCUUGCCCGCCCCCAGGCCUCACCCCCAGCUGGGCCCGUUUCGUGCCGCUGUGCAGUACAGUGGGGUUGUCGUGUCCGCUCUGUGUGGUGAUAAGCGUUGUGUUCCUCCUCGGGUCAGGAAAGGCUGGAGAGGCCUGGGGGCGGGGGGCAGCCGGGACGGAGCGAAGCCAGGAGGCUCCAAGGCUACCUGCCGGCGGCCCGGGCCCGGGGUUCCUCCCUAC
Gracilinanus agilis (Agile Gracile Mouse Opossum) is the source of this 2005-nucleotide messenger RNA. RefSeq names its product forkhead box protein O6-like. The record is from RefSeq and is a predicted model, not a curated record. The annotation marks the transcript as partial. Gene Ontology annotation, molecular function: DNA-binding transcription factor activity, RNA polymerase II-specific; RNA polymerase II cis-regulatory region sequence-specific DNA binding. Lineage: Eukaryota; Metazoa; Chordata; Mammalia; Didelphimorphia; Didelphidae. The transcript has a single exon. Gene Ontology annotation, cellular component: nucleus. Gene Ontology annotation, biological process: regulation of transcription by RNA polymerase II.